Messenger RNA from Helianthus annuus (common sunflower), 753 nucleotides. RefSeq lists its product as uncharacterized. The transcript has a single exon. Lineage: Eukaryota; Viridiplantae; Streptophyta; Magnoliopsida; Asterales; Asteraceae. Gene Ontology annotation, molecular function: nucleic acid binding; zinc ion binding. Bases 1 to 753 code for a protein of 250 amino acids. The record is from RefSeq and is a predicted model, not a curated record.
AUGACGUGGGACGAGUUUAAGGUACCAUUCCUUAAACACCACAGUCCCAAGGCGGUCAUCAACAAAAUCAAGGAGGAAUUCAUCCAGUUAAGGCAAAAGGGUGAAACGAUUGAUAAAAUCACGGGUAUUUUCAUGGAUAAGCUGAGAUUCUGCGAUGAGCUUGUAACUACCGAGGAGCAUAAAAUAUAUUAUUAUUAUAAUAUGUUAAGUGCAGAAUAUCUGGAGUUUAUGUCUCCUUCCAAGUAUGAGACGCUCACCGAGAUCAUAAAUACGGCUCAGGAAAGAGAAAUUGAACUCAAGAAGCAAAUUGAACGAGGCGAACGAAGGGCGAUGGAUGUCAACUCGAGCCCUAUAAAGAAGGCUCGAACAACUGAGACGGUAAAGGAGACAGAUGCGAAGGGUGCAACACCGAGUUGCAAAGUUUGUGGAAAGGGGCAAAAGGGUGAAUGUCGCUUUAAAGACAAACCAUGCCCCAUAUGCGGAAAGACAGGGCAUACGACCGCGCUAUGUCCCGGGAAAGUUUCGGUGUGCUAUAAGUGCUAUCAGCCGGGCCACAAAAAGUUGGAGUGCUCGGAAUUGGACGGGAAAAGGAAUGAGAAGGAUGUUCAGAUGGAGGCAAAAAAGGCAAGGGCCAGAUCCUUCCAAUUAACCGCAACCGAAGUAAAGAUAGAACCUGAUGUCAUUUCGGGUAUGUUUCUUGUGAAUUUAAUUUUAACACAAAUUUUAUUCGAUUUGAGUGCGAAAUAUUACUGA